Molecule: messenger RNA, 852 nt
Organism: Acaulospora colombiana
Lineage: Eukaryota; Fungi; Glomeromycota; Glomeromycetes; Diversisporales; Acaulosporaceae
Source: the annotation of a GenBank genome assembly
AUGAUCACCUAUGUUACUCACCCAUGGGUCAUAACGAAUGAAACAACCGGAGCGGCCAUAGGAAUUUGGCACCCAGCUCCGAGACGUGCUCAAUCUCUGGUGUCAGAUCAUAGGGAUGCUCCGGAAGUGGACGUUGGCGUUAUAAAAUGUGUAGAUAUCAUUGCCAAUGGAUCACCCCCCUCGAAAGAGCGACUGCCCGUCCCCCUGAUUCCUGUACACCCCUGCCCUCGUAAUUCCUGUUGCUCCUCUUGCGCAUCAACAACCAUUGAAUCACGGGACAUGUAUGCCGACCGAACUUUUAUUCAGACGGGUCUUGAGGAGACACUUUCAACAUUUUGGAAUGAAUAUACAAACACCCUGAGUACCAAGAGUUCUAUUUUUAUCGCGACUCAUCCUCGGAAUCCACUUCGAAUCGCCUAUAUAAACGAUGAAGGAGCCCUCACUGGCGUCAUCAGAACCCUUCAUCCCGGUCAGGCGAAUCACGAUACAAUGAGCACCUCUUCCCGUCGACUUAAACCCCGCGCUGGGAACUUUCGUAUCGAUUUCAUCAAUAAUAAUGUCACCUUUGCGGUGACGGGUAGACUUGCUGCUGGAAGUGGACUCACGAUGAGCGCCCCAGAUUCCGCAAACCAUUCCCAAGUGUUCACCCAAGCAGGAAACUAUAUCCAAUCGGCAUAUUCUGGUUACUACACCGCUCCGAACAAUGGUUUAUCUCAGCCAGGGCAGGCAGUCGUAUAUGCAACAUCCGGUUAUAAAUGGUUCUUUGAGGCAGUCCCUGGAGACACGCUAAAUAGGGUUUAUAUCAGGGAUGCCAACGGGUCAGGUUACGCCUGGUCGGUCUCUGGCUCAAAU